Hippoglossus stenolepis (Pacific halibut) is the source of this 2250-nucleotide messenger RNA. RefSeq names its product centriole, cilia and spindle-associated protein a (gene ccsapa). The record is from RefSeq and is a predicted model, not a curated record. Gene Ontology annotation, cellular component: ciliary transition zone; centriole; spindle. Gene Ontology annotation, biological process: regulation of mitotic spindle assembly. Lineage: Eukaryota; Metazoa; Chordata; Actinopteri; Pleuronectiformes; Pleuronectidae. Bases 310 to 1170 code for a protein of 286 amino acids. The transcript is spliced from 4 exons. Gene Ontology annotation, molecular function: microtubule binding.
UAACAAGAGAAGAUGAAACAGAGAGAAUUCAAACGGCUACUGUGGUCAUUUAUUUUGAAAGCGCCCGCCGGAAGCUGUGUGUAGCAUUUUAGCUAGCUCCGCUCUCGGUGCUCGUCAGUCGCAGGACCGGAGCGAUGCUCGUCGUGUGACCGCGGACCUCCACCCUCAGACCGGACCCCCUCUGGAACCAGGUCCGGGUGAGUCCAGAUGAAUGUGACACCGGACCCGGAGCGGAACCACCGGUACCGGUCACCGCGUCUCCCCGUCCCCGGGUCCACUGAGGGCGGUGAUUAAAACCAGACGAGAGCCAUGGUGACCAAGAAAAUCCGGACGGAGUAUAUGAAGAAGUUCAAGGAUCCCAGGUGGGAGACGUUCUCCAAAUGCUACGAGGACUCCCUGAAGUACCGUCUGACCCGGCGGGUGAUGGAGCAUUCCCACAAGCCCUGGUUCUGGGAGGGCUGGGACAGCGGCUCCGACUCCAGCGGCUGGUCCACACCCAGGCUGAUCAGGAACAAAGUGGCCCCCCUGUCCCUCCCACCCCCGCCGACAUCCUCGGAGCUGAAGCAGAGGUUGUGCGAGCUGAGGACGAGCCCCGGCCCGGAGCCGCCGUCCGAGGAGGCGGAGCCGGGAGCUGGAGAGGCCGGAGACGCUGCACCCAACACGGCGGCGCUUGUAGAAAACGGCGUGAAUGAAGCCGGCGAAGGUUCAGUGAAGCCGGUUCCAAACACCAGCAGCCCCUCAGAGGACACCGCAACAGACAACGGCCCGGCGGACACGGCGUCUUCUGAUGGGGAGCCAGUGAACCCGUUACCUAAACGCCGUCACCGCAGACGCACCCCUCACACUGAGCCGGGACGCCGGGACAGUUCCACUGACGAUAAACAGGCCGUUGUCCGAAAAGCGCCGAGAGCAAAGAGCCAGCCUCCGAUCAGCACCAAGGAGAACCGGAGACCGUCCAGCCGCCUGGACUGGACCGAGAGACGGACGGAGGUCAGGACGACGACCAAUGACAGUCAGACCCGGCGGGAGUCCGACAAACGGAGCAACAACGUGGAGCGGCGGCGGGCUCGCUCGGCCGACCUGGACAAGGUGAGGCGGUCGCAGCUGACGGUGGUGGACGACCGCUGGAUGACGGAGUACAUGAGCUGCUUCUCUGCCCGGCUGAGGUAGAGACGGGACCCGCCCCCGGAAACCACGUUUCCUUAGCAGAGCGCCGACAUCAGACAAACUGAACCGUGUUUGUGUCGUUACCGUCCGUCGCACUAAAACGCUGCUUUUCAUAACAACAGAAACAUAAAGUCAAGACGUGGGAAAAACUCGUAAUGUAGAAUUCAGCUUUUUUAUGCAGCGGCUCAUGAGAAAACAGCUCCCUCAGAACAGGUUAUGGUUUUGAAUCCCGGGGAGCUGAUCCCACGUCAGUCCAAACAUCAGACGGUUAACUCUUAAUAAGCUUUUAUAUCUAAAUAGAAAUACCCCCCCACGUCACUGUUUGAAUGUAUUUUACUUUCUGAGCAUGAAACACUGGACUUCACUUCACACACAGCCAGUGUUUUUCAUUUCUCUGUGGCAGCUCUGUGUUCAAAACAACUGGAAUAUUUUUGAUAUCUUGAGUAUUUUGGAAUCUGACGUUUACAUAAAGGAGAAUAAGCUUUCUGCUGGAUGGUUGAACAGACAAAUAGAAACAAAGUGUGUCCAGCGAAAUUAGUAUUUGAGGUAUUUUCAGAGUAAAACUUAUAUUUAAGACGUGUUCGCUUUAUACUCGUCUCAGUUGAUCAAUGAAAUGCACGUAGUUCAAACCACUGGACUGUUAAUUAGCCUGCGAUGCUAACGUGGUGCUUUUCUGUUCACGGCAGCGCGAAACGUUUUUAUUUAUUAUGCAAAAUUUUUACGUUGAAUUUAAAAGUUUGAGACGUUUGGGAUUUAAUGAAGGUUUUUAAAUAACGAAUGUGUGACAUUAAAAAAAACUGAAUUAUCUUGUCAAAGACAAAUUCAGAAAUGUAUUUUCAGGGUUCAGGGUUUUCUGCAGAAUCCAACGUGAUGAAAAACACCAGAGGACAAAGAUGAGAAGAAGUUUGUUAAAGUAUUAGACGAUCGUGGUUAAUCUUCUUCUCCUGUCGUCCUCUAACAGGACGCUCUGAUUGGUUGGGAUCAACGUGAUUCUUCACCUCAGCUAAACAAACAACGUCUUAUUUUACAGCUCCAGUUUUUUAUUUAUCUAAUAAAAAAAACCCUCUAAUGUUUGUGUAGAAA